This is a messenger RNA of Fibroporia radiculosa, 699 nucleotides long. RefSeq lists its product as uncharacterized. Bases 1 to 699 code for a protein of 232 amino acids. Lineage: Eukaryota; Fungi; Basidiomycota; Agaricomycetes; Polyporales; Fibroporiaceae. The transcript has a single exon. The record is from RefSeq and is a predicted model, not a curated record.
AUGCUCGAGGGCCGAAUACAGGCGCUUAAAGCCAUUGAAGCAAUGGCUACCGCCUUGCCUGAUAUCAAGCAGUUGCUCGGUCUUAGCCCCUCUUCCUCCGAACUUACUGCGCACAUUACGAUACUGGAGAACGCACUUUCAGAAUUUCGAUCGGCGUCGCCUGAAGUAAAAUCGUAUCCAGAUGCUGUUUACUUCAACUAUUAUCCACUUGGUCUCAGUUUACUCUUCAAGCCCGUCAACGGCUAUAAACCGAAGACGGAGCUGAAGGUGGAAGAUCUGAACGCGGCCAAUCUCAUCCUGGAUGGCAUUGACAUUUACAAUGGUCUCAAAUCCGGAACAACUUCAGGAUCCGGGAGCAGGCUCAAAUCCGUUUUUUCGAGCUAUCCGAUAUCCCCCCUUGUCUUGACACUGUGUCCUGGUCAAACGGAAGGGGAGACCAAGUCACGUCCCAGUUUCAUUGAAAUUAAUCGAGAGACAACUGGGAAGGCAUUUGUCGAAUCCAUGGGAGAGCCGGAACGCAAGGGAGGAGGUGCAGGUCCGUCAUCUGGAUCGAUCGGAAUCUGGUGCGAGUGGUCUCGAGAUGGGGUGAUGGUUGAAUUCGGUGGCGACGAAAGCAGAGGACUACAGGCUUGGGAAAGAGGCAAAGAUGCGGUUUGGAAAGUCAUUACCGUCUUUCCACCAAAGUUUGGUCGCCCUUAG